Danaus chrysippus (African queen) is the source of this 471-nucleotide messenger RNA. The record is from the annotation of a GenBank genome assembly. Lineage: Eukaryota; Metazoa; Arthropoda; Insecta; Lepidoptera; Nymphalidae.
AUGUUCUACCACAUAUCGUUGGAGCAUGAAAUAUUGCUGCAUCCAAGAUAUUUUGGACCGCAACUAUUAGAUACUGUUAAACAGAAGUUGUAUACAGAGGUGGAAGGUACUUGUACUGGCAAAUAUGGUUUUGUUAUAGCAGUGACUACAAUAGAUAGCAUAGGCGCAGGUCUCAUCCAGCCAGGACAAGGAUUCGUUGUGUAUCCAGUUAAAUAUAAAGCAAUAGUUUUCAGACCAUUUAAAGGAGAGGUCCUUGAUGCUAUAGUCACUCAAGUGAAUAAGUCAAUACCAACUGAUAUGGAGUUCUGUCCGAAUGUGAAUCCCCCGUGCUAUAAGAGUAAACAGGAAGACAAUGUCAUACAAGAAGAGGAUGUCAUUAGAUUAAAAAUUGUUGGUACUAGAGUUGAUGCCACGGGCAUUUUUGCCAUCGGAACACUAAUGGACGACUACUUAGGAUUAGUAACACAAUGA